AUGAAUUUUGAUAAAAAGAGAAAAGAUGAUCUACAAAAAGAAAGGAAUAUAAUAAACUUAUCAAAAAUAUAUCACAGAAAACUUGAAACUCUUUUAAUUUAUAUAAAUAUUCCAAAAAAAAAAAAAGAUUAUAUUUCCUAUGAUGAUUUUUUCGAUAGUAUAAAAGAUGUAUCCUCAUACAUAAAUACGAUAACUAAGCCGGGCCAUGUUGGGGAUGCCGAGAAUGCCGAGAAUGCUGUAAAUUCUGGAAGUGAUGAACAUGCUGGGAGUGCUGGGAAUGAUGGCAGUGCUAAAAUAAAUGCAGACAAAAACAUCUUUAUCAAAAAUUUACUUAUUUUCCUAAACAAUUUAAUAUCAUUAUAUUUAUCUAAAAGCGAUUUGAUAGAUGUAUGCAUAAAUAGACGCGAAUACAAUAAAUGUGGGUUUUAUGCUUGUGAUAAUGUUUUUCUAAAUAAUUUAAAUAAAAGCAAAUAUAAAAUUGACACAAAAAAUAAACAUAUUUAUUUAAGAGAAUAUUAUGAUAUAUUUUGUUCAGCAAAUUGUAUGAAUUAUAAUUUAUAUUUAAUAAAAGAAAUUGUUAAUAAUCAUAAAAAUAAUAAAGAAAAUAUUAAUCUCAAAAAAAAAUGUCAACUUAUUCAUAUAAUGUUAUUAACAUUUUUUCCUUUUUUUAAACUAUAUGAUAUUAAUUUUUUAUUUAACAAUCUUGAUAAAUUCAAAAUUCUGAACAAUAAAAUUUCAUUUCUCAAUGACACUCCACAAUCUUACAAUCAAACUUCGCAACCUCCCAAUGAGUUUAUCGAAAUGGCCACAUCGGCCGAAGAUCCCAAGGCUGACAAAAAUGACAAAGUUUGCAAAAAUGAGAAGAAUGACAAAGUUGAGAAGAAUGAGAAAGCUGACAAAAUUGGCAACGUUGACAAAAAUGAGAAGAAUGAGAAAGCUGACAAAAAUGAGAAAGCUGACAAAGUUGAGAAGAAUGACAAAGCGGGGGGCGGUGUGAAGAAAAAAAAAAAAUCCGUGAGUUUCAGUGAAGAUGUUAAACUGUUUAAAUAUUUUAAAGAUGAUUGUGUUAGUGAAUAUUCUAUAGAUAAAGGUUGUAUAUGUAAAGACAAAAUAGAUGACCAUGGAAUAAGUUUGAACGAAAUCGAAUCUGAAAUUCCAAAAGCGGUGGGGAAAAAUGAAGCGGUGGAAAAAAAUGAGGCAGUUGAAAUAGGGUCCUCAAAAGAGAUGGGGGAAAAGGAGGCAGCUGAAAUAUUUGAGGGUAAUGAAAAAAGAGAAGAUUUAGAAAAUAGCGAAAAAAUAGACAGCACAAAUGCGUGUUUACGUGAAGAAGAAAUGAAUAAAAUAUAUGAACAAGUCAGAAAUUCUAUGAUUUUUAAUAAAAAAUAUUCUUUUGAAAAUAUAUGGAAACAAACAACUUUAGAUGGAACAAAAAUGAUAGGAUUUGAUUAUACAAAAGAAGAUAUUAUAAAUAGUGCUUCUCAAAAAAUGAAUGAAAUUAAUUUAAAAUUAAACAAAGAAAAACAAGAAAAAAAAGUUGUACUAUUAGAUAGUUCAACCAAAAAACAAACAACCUUAACAAGCAAUAAUAUAGCCAAAGAAAAUAUUGAUGACAAAAAAUUGAACCGUGAAAUGUCAGACUCCAAUAUUGUUCAAAAUAAAUCAAAUUCAGAGAAUUCUAUCUCUGAAAAGGGUAACAUAAAUCAAGUUUCAAUUUUGAAGAAAAAUAAUGUGGAUAAAAAUGGUGUAGAUAAAAAUGGUGUGGAUAAAAAUGGUGUAGAUAUAGAUGUAGAUAAAAAUGGUGUAGAUAUAGAUGUAGAUAAAAAUGGUGUAGAUAUAGAUGUAGAUGACCCAUGUGAGAUUAGCGAACUCUCUGAACCAGAUGAAAUUGAAAUAUCAGAAAUAGAAAAUAUAUUAAUGGAAAGGAAAGAACAAAUUAAAGAAGAAUAUUUUGAAAAAUUAAAAAACCCGAUUUCAGCAUAUUUUGAUGAUCCUUGUACUAUUAGUGAAGAACAAGAAUCUGAAAUUUCUAAUAAAAAUAAUUUUGAAUCUAAAAUAGAAGGAGAAAAUAAAUUGUUAUAUGAAUUAGAAGAUGAUGUUGAAACAAUCGAAUCAGAGAUUUCUGAUGAUGAUAAUAAUAUAUUAGAAACAAAGAUCAAAAAUGAUAAUAAAAAUAUUGAAAAUAGUUUUGUAACAAAUAAAUAUAUACAUAGUUCUAAAAAAGGAGAUAUUUAUGAAAACAUGUCAUUAUAUAUAGUCUUAUGGGAUAUAUUUACAAGUAACAUAUCAAAAUAUACUGUUUAUUUUUUUGAAAAAAAUGAAUUUAUUAUUCCCAAAUCUAUUAAUGAUGAAGAAAAAGAAAGAAAAAAAGAAUUUAUUAAUAAUAUAUCGAAAUAUAUACCAAUAUAUGUUAAUUUUCUUUCUUCAAUAAUUAUAAAUGUAUGUAGAACAUUUUUAUUUCACAAACCUUUGUUGCCUUUUAAAAAAGCUAUAUAUAAAUCAAUAAUUUGUGUUAUCGUUGUUACAAUAAAAAAGUAUAAAACAGAGCUAAUACCAAAAUGUGAACAUAAUAAUAUUAAAUUAGCUGAAGAUUAUUUAAUUCAGGAAAACCAAAUUGAAGGGGAUGAGUUAAACGACUUAUCCAUGCUUUUUUUUCAAAACAAUUUUUACUAA
This is a messenger RNA of Plasmodium yoelii, 2670 nucleotides long. RefSeq names its product RTR1 domain-containing protein, putative. The transcript has a single exon. The coding region runs from base 1 to 2670 and encodes 889 amino acids. The record is from RefSeq and is a predicted model, not a curated record. Lineage: Eukaryota; Apicomplexa; Aconoidasida; Haemosporida; Plasmodiidae.